Peromyscus californicus insignis is the source of this 520-nucleotide messenger RNA. RefSeq names its product small nuclear ribonucleoprotein G-like. NCBI's taxonomy places the organism in Eukaryota, Metazoa, Chordata, Mammalia, Rodentia, Cricetidae. Gene Ontology annotation, molecular function: RNA binding. Bases 236 to 520 code for a protein of 94 amino acids. Gene Ontology annotation, cellular component: U2 snRNP; U5 snRNP; U1 snRNP. Gene Ontology annotation, biological process: mRNA splicing, via spliceosome. The record is from RefSeq and is a predicted model, not a curated record. The transcript is spliced from 2 exons.
GUGAGUUUACAGCAGCUGUCACUUAGCUGAGCGGUCAAAGCUAACCUGGUGUGUAGCCAUUCUGUGACAGUGUGGGCGUACAGUGAUGGUAGGACCCUAACCUGAUGUCUCCCUAUACCUGCAGCCCGAUACAGCUAUUUAAAAAAAAAGUCAGACAGGCCUACCUCUUUGCCGCCAUCCGAGCCUGCCGAGGAGUUGCCGUGAGCUAGCCCACCCUCCCGAGCUGAAGAAAUUUAUGGACAAGAAGUUAUCACUGAAGUUAAGUGGUGGCAGACGUGUACAGGGAAUACUGUGGGGCUCUGGUCCCUUUGUGAAUCUUGUGAUUGAGCCUGUGGAGAUGGCAGCCAGCGGGCCACAGACUAACAUUGGAACGGUAGUCAUACAAGGCAAGAGCAUCAUGUUAGAAGCCUCGGGAAGAGUCCUCACAGUGGCCGUUCCGCAGAGGAGUCCACAUACCUCCCCAAAGGGCAGCUCUGACUAUGGUAGUGCGGAGGAAGAUGAAGAGUUACAAAGGACCUAG